AGGCUGUUCCUGAUCCCAAGCCCGAGUUAGAAUAUAAGGAGGCGAUUUGAGCAAGUUUCUUGCCAUGAAUAGCGCUAGACAUAGACAGUGGAUGGAGGAUUUUGAAAAGUCAUCUCGGGAAUUUGCUGAAGCAGUUCAAAAACCAGAGAGACAGAGGAUCAUAUACUUCGUACCUUUUAUCGGCGUGUCAUCUUUUGCUGUAGCCGCCUUAAUUAAUUACGAGCUUGGAAGCUCUCCGAAGAGAAGCGACGUGCUCAAGAGCUCUCCGAACAAAAGCGGCGUUCAGAGCCCCAGCCACACGAGACUGCAUAAUUUUGGGGAGUUGAAUGUUUUUGUCCCUUUGUCUCUCUUUGAAUUCUCUUCUUUCUUUUGAACUUUGUGAUCGUCCUCUGCCAUUUGUAAAGCAUA
Messenger RNA from Camelina sativa (false flax), 408 nucleotides. Lineage: Eukaryota; Viridiplantae; Streptophyta; Magnoliopsida; Brassicales; Brassicaceae. The record is from RefSeq and is a predicted model, not a curated record.